GGAAGCUGAGCUCAGGUCACGUGACCACCCGCCAUGCAAAUCAGUCCUCAGCUCGAACCUGAUUGGUCGCUUUGCUCUCAUUUAGCGGCUGUCAAAGCGCAUCAUAUGGCCGCUCUGCUACUAACUUUUUCUCCAGCGUCACCCAAAGUAGCUCACAGACUUUUCACUGCACCGGAUGAGAAAAUCAAAAGCUGAAAAGAAAGGUAAAGAAAAUAGCGACUUGUAUCGGCUUUGGAUUGUAUACCUGUUUCCUUGUUGUGUGGGAACCUUUUCUUUUGCGCGUCCGUGCAAGCGGACAGGACAGGGACGCCGCUGCUUGACUCCAAGAGUGAAUGUUUCUCGCGUGUUGAGUGCGAAAGUUAAAUCCAGGUGAAUGUAUAGCAUGAUGAUGGAGACGGACUUGCAUUCCCCGGCACCCCAAACGAACACGGGUGCGGGGCACACGGGGCAAAACGCUGCGGGGAAAUUGAGCCAGGAGCGCGUCAAGCGCCCCAUGAACGCGUUUAUGGUUUGGUCCCGCGGGCAGCGGCGGAAGAUGGCACAGGAAAACCCCAAAAUGCACAACUCGGAGAUCAGCAAGAGGCUUGGGGCCGAGUGGAAGGUCAUGUCAGAGGCGGAAAAGCGGCCUUUUAUUGACGAGGCGAAGCGCCUGCGCGCCAUGCACAUGAAGGAGCACCCGGAUUACAAGUACCGGCCACGCAGGAAGACCAAAACGCUGCUUAAAAAGGACAAAUACUCCCUGGCUGGCGGGCUGCUCGCAAGUUCUGCCGGCGGUGGCGGUGUGACUCUGGGGAUGAGCACAGCGCAGAGGUUAGAGAGUCCCGCGGGUCACGGUGGAGGCGCAGGGGCGGCGAGUUACGCACACGUGAACGGCUGGGCUAACGGUGCGUAUACUGCAGCCGCUGCCGCAGCCAUGAUGCAGGAGGCGCAGUUAGCCUACGGUCAGCACGCAAGCGCUGGGGCCGCUCACCAUCACGGACAUCACCCGCAUCACCAUGGACAUCACCACCCUCACCAUCAGCACGCCGCCAGCGCGCAGCCCGUGCACCGCUAUGACAUGAGCGCGCUGCAGUACAGCCCCAUGUCGAACUCUCCGAGUUACGUGAGCGCCUCACCGUCGACCUAUGCCAUGCAGUACACGCAGCACCAGAGUUCUGUCUCGGCGGCGGCGGGAGCCGUUGGCGCGCUCGGAUCGCUCGUGAAGCCCGAGCCAAGCUCUAGCCCUCCCCUCAGCGGCGCAUCCCGCGCACCCUGUCCAGGUGACCUGCGCGAGAUGAUCAGCAUGUACUUACCGGCGGCGGAGGCUGGAGACGCGGCUGUUCAGAGCAGACUGCAUGCGCUGCCGCAACACUAUCAGACCACUGCAGCUGCCAUUAACGGAACCGUCCCACUGACGCACAUUUAAAGCAAGAAGCAAAAUCCUAAAACUGAACCACAUAUUAUUCACAAACAAGUAACCAAAUAUUUACCUCUUUUUAGAUUAUAAAUACCUGCUUUUUGUACAGAAUGUUUUCUUGUAAAUUUAAAGGUGAUUAUUAUUUAAGCUUUGCUUCAUUGGUACUGUCUUAUCAACAGAAUUUAAUUUCUCCGAUUUGCCUACAAUUGAAAUAUAAUAGCUUUAGGCCAAUAUGUAAUAUGAAAAAUGAAAGGGAUACCAGCCUUUACACAAUCUAGAUUAUCUUGUGAAAACUUGAGAGUUUAAAUAUUUUUAAUGAUUAUUAUCUGUGAAGUACAAGUUUUAAUACACAGGAAACGCCGGGGCACAAUUCAGAGUGAUUUAAGGUUAUUUUAUCUGACCCACAUGCCGCAAUUGCUUGGUUUGUAAACACGUGACUGAGCCUGUGUAUUUUAUCUAUUCUUUUUUAUUUUUUUAUGUUUUUCCCCCCCGUUGUAUUUUUCAUUCUUGUAAAUUGUGCAAAUAUGAUAGAAAAGAAGUGAUAGGUCUGAACAAACUGUAAAUAGGUCGUUGAUUAAUUUUUCACUUGAUUAUUAUUAUUAUUAUUAUUAUUAUUAUUAUUAUUAUUAUUAUUAUUAAGCAAAGGUUUUUUGCGUCGGGAUGAAACAAAUAAAUUUCUCAGCUGUUGCUCUUAUUCUGGUGUUAAUUUGGUCUUUGCAUUACUUAUCCAUUCCAGUUCCAGCCAAAAGCGCACUGUGAGUUCAGGGCAUGUAGAACAAUGGAAAUGUAUUAAUAAACAAACAAAUUUAAAUACAAAUUAAACCGCAAAAACAUGAAUAUAUUCUGAGAUUGUAGUCUGUGAAUCUAGAUAAUCUAGAGUCCCGUGAGGGGCUAUGUCUAUAACAUAUAUACAAACAAUGUUCUGACAUGUUUGGGGAAAAAUGAUUUUAUUGUUAAUAGUUUGUUCCAUUAUUGUUUUAAUCAUCUGUAGUAUAUUGUUGCAAAUGCAUUUUCUCUUAACAAUGAAAUUAUUUAUUCUAUGUAAUCUGUCAUUGUUAAGAUAUCAAGUUACCCAUGCUGUUUUUUUAGUAAUAAUGAGUAGAAGAAGAAAAGGAAGAAAAAAAACAAAGGUAAUUUCUUAUCGAUUUACUUCAUUGACAAAUUCACGUUCGGUAUAAACAUAAUACAGGUUUAUUUAGUGUGAAAAUCAUUUGUUUUUGUUGUUUUUAGUUGUUUUAUUUGACUUUUUUUAUUUGGAACACAUAUUUUGACGGUUUAUUUCGGAAGCUCAGUAGGUUUGCUGUUGAAGCGUUAACUGAACGUGUAUUUGGCAUAAAUAGCACUAAAGUGAUUGAGUAAAUGAUGUGUCGGUUAUGAAAUAGCCUAGCUGAAGUAGCGUCAAAAGGAUUUACAGUGCCUGAAUAAAUCCAGGUCAUUAUUGUAAACAAAGUGUAAACAAGCAUGU
This is a messenger RNA of Tachysurus fulvidraco (yellow catfish), 2861 nucleotides long. It is a transcript of the gene sox1b, whose product is annotated as SRY-box transcription factor 1b. The record is from RefSeq and is a predicted model, not a curated record. Lineage: Eukaryota; Metazoa; Chordata; Actinopteri; Siluriformes; Bagridae. Gene Ontology annotation, molecular function: DNA-binding transcription factor activity, RNA polymerase II-specific; RNA polymerase II cis-regulatory region sequence-specific DNA binding. Gene Ontology annotation, biological process: anatomical structure morphogenesis; cell differentiation; regulation of DNA-templated transcription. Bases 374 to 1405 code for a protein of 343 amino acids. The transcript has a single exon.